Molecule: messenger RNA, 857 nt
Organism: Lecanosticta acicola
Lineage: Eukaryota; Fungi; Ascomycota; Dothideomycetes; Mycosphaerellales; Mycosphaerellaceae
Source: the annotation of a GenBank genome assembly
AUGGUGGGCUUCAACCGCUCCGAAUUCGUCGACCUCACCAAGCCUCUCGGCGAACGCCUGAGCCUCUACGAUCCUACUAAGCUCCCUACCGACCAACCCAAAAAUGACGCCGCUGAUCCCGCCAGAGCCGUUCCACAAGGCUUCAUCGAUGCAAUGCUUGUGCGGGAAGAGGUGUAUGUAAGGGGGCAGAAGAUACCACUGGAGAACGAACUGGACCAAGACGAUGCACGUAGCUUCCAUUGGGUGGCAUAUGCAUCUAUACCGAUCAAGGGAGUCGUUGCGAACGGCAACGCCCACGAUCAACAGGCGCGGAAGAGCAGCAACAGCACCAAGAUCCCGAUUGGCACGAUUCGUCUGGUGCCUCCGCCGCAUCCGCCUCAUCCAGGACACGAGUUCACCAAAUUUGCAGAUGGCGGCAAGGAAUCCUAUAUCAAGCUAGGUCGCCUCGCUGUCAUUCCCGAGUUCCGCAAAGCUGGAGUCUCCAAGUUGCUUAUCGAGUCGGCUCUUGGCUACGCUCGCGAGCAUCCGUACGAAGUCGGUCCACAACUAGAUCCGGCUUCCUUGGAAGCAUUGAAGAAAGGCACGGCGAUCAACUGGAGAGGUCUUGUCAUUAUCCACGCCCAGACUGGUGUGCAGAAAGUGUGGAAGAGAUACGGCUUCGAGACGGACGAGGGGGCUGGUCAUUGGGAUGAAGAGGGUAAGACAUCAGCGGCGAGACAUACGUCUGACACAUACACAUGCUGACCUCUCUAUUCUUGCCAGGCAUUGAUCAUGUGUUGAUGUGGAAGCGACUCGAUGUAUCGGACGGCAGGCGGAGGAGCAAGAUAUGGCUCACUGGUAAUCCGACCAGUCCGUGA